AUGAAUGUACCCGCGGAAUUUUUCGUCCCUAUCGGCCAGCGUGCCAACCAACCAACCGUGCACCAACCAUCACCUCAGCGUUAGCGGGCCGAAACUUCGCUUAUCGGAUCCACCCCGCCCUCCCAUCCGAUUCCCCAGCCGCGCCCUCGCCCUCUUCCUCCAAUCCGAAUCGCCGCCUCCCACCGAUCCGCUCCCGCUCCGGCAUGGCUGCGCCCCGGCCUGCGGUGGCGCCGAGGAGUUCGGCGGCCUAGCGUUUGGUUCUGAGGAUUCAGGAGGUUCCUGCUGGAUUGCGCUAUCGGAUCUUGGGGGGCCGUCGAGGAUCCGAUCCCGGCCCGGCGGCCGCCGCCGGAUGGGCCCCGACGGGCGCCUCCGCCGCGCGCUGGCCGCGUUCGGGGGCGGCGGCGACGUGUGGGACCUCGUGGACGCCGUGCUCGCCGCGGUGGCGCGGGACAGCCCCGACGAGCUGCGCUCGCGCCGCGACGGCAUCGUGGAGCUGCUCUACGCCGGGGCCCGCUGCCGCAACUGCGACGCCCCGCCGGUGCUUGCUCAGCUCAGGACGGUGGAUGAGGCUGCUGCUGCGGCGGCGGCGUCUCCGGUCUCGCCGGACGAGGAGGUUGACGCGGACGGCCUCGGAGAGGAUGAGGCCGAUGCCGGCGCCGGCGUGGAGAGCAAGAUCCUGGCGAUCAGGGACUUCCUGGAGGACCCCGACCAGUCGGAGGACGAGCUCGUGGGCCUGCUGCAGAACCUGGCAGACAUGGACAUCACCUACAAGGCUCUCCAGGACACGGACAUCGGCCGGCAUGUGAAUGGCCUGCGCAAGCACCCAUCCGGGGAAGUGCGGCAGUUGGUGAAGCUGCUUGUCAGGAAAUGGAAGGAGAUGGUGGAUGACUGGGUGCGGCUGCACAACUCAGGCGGUGAUGUUGGUGGCUUGAUCAUAAGCUAUGGUGACUCGCCCGAUAAAUUCCAAUCCAAGUACCAUCAAAACACUCAGGCUUCAGACUUCAAGUAUUCCCCCAGCCCACAGAGCCACAAUGGUUUGAGCUCAGAGAGGUCUAGCAAUCAUUAUGUGGUGGAGUCAACAAUGGAGAAGCGUGGAACGAGCCCGGUACCCACAUAUCAUACUACCAAGCAGAACAACGGCAACAGCUAUUCUACCAGUUCACCAUCUGUUUCAAUGAGGACAGUGAGGGAGCAAAAGGAUACUCUUUUGGAUCCUGAGAAGCUAGAUUCAGCCCGGAAGAGGCUUCAGGAAAAUUAUCAAGAAGCACAAAAUGCGAAAAAGCAGAGGACGAUUCAAGUGAUGGAUAUCCACGACAUACCGAAGCCGAAAAAUCGGAACACCUUCAUCCGCAAGAGCGGUGGUGGAGGCGGACUCCCGGCAAGGCACCGGUGAUCUGUCCAACCAUCAUUGACAUGCUGCAAACUUGCAAAUCUGUAUCUUUUCCACAAGUCGAAAAUGUAAAAUAAAAAGGAACGAGGGAAGAGUUUUUUUUUUGGGUUUAAUUUAUACCCUUACCGUUACCUGUUCGGCUAGCCUCUUCACGAGUCCACUGUAAUAUUGCCCAGUACAUGAAGUUAUGGUUGUGCUUCUCUUAAGGCUGAAGAGAAAAUGAAAACUUGAAGGUUAUUAAGCGAAAAGAACAUGGAGCUGUAAAAUUGGGUGAGCA
Phragmites australis (common reed) is the source of this 1667-nucleotide messenger RNA. RefSeq names its product probable mediator of RNA polymerase II transcription subunit 26c. The record is from RefSeq and is a predicted model, not a curated record. Lineage: Eukaryota; Viridiplantae; Streptophyta; Magnoliopsida; Poales; Poaceae. Gene Ontology annotation, cellular component: nucleus. The transcript is spliced from 9 exons. The coding region runs from base 5 to 1393 and encodes 462 amino acids.